This is a messenger RNA of Echinostoma caproni, 183 nucleotides long. Lineage: Eukaryota; Metazoa; Platyhelminthes; Trematoda; Plagiorchiida; Echinostomatidae. The record is from the annotation of a GenBank genome assembly.
UUCGUUCAGUUCGUUGAAUCCACCCCACUGUCGGAAAUAUUGAAACAGGGUACACUACUCAGCUUUCUUCAACAGAGCGCACCUAGUCCAGCCGAUCCACUCGGUGUGGAAGCCAAAGUGAUGGAGACCUAUAUCCGGUCGUGCGCCAAAUGCAAUAGAUCCAUAUUCCUAGAUUUGCCUUAG